Messenger RNA from Pristis pectinata (smalltooth sawfish), 4724 nucleotides. It is a transcript of the gene dpys, whose product is annotated as dihydropyrimidinase. Gene Ontology annotation, cellular component: cytoplasm; cytosol. The coding region runs from base 113 to 1636 and encodes 507 amino acids. NCBI's taxonomy places the organism in Eukaryota, Metazoa, Chordata, Chondrichthyes, Rhinopristiformes, Pristidae. Gene Ontology annotation, biological process: pyrimidine nucleobase catabolic process. The record is from RefSeq and is a predicted model, not a curated record. Gene Ontology annotation, molecular function: dihydropyrimidinase activity. The transcript has 10 exons.
UCUUGCGUGGGUGAGGCAGACGCAGUCCUAUCACGGGCGGCGGUUAAAAUUGCAGCCAAAGGGAGGAGGAGUCGGCAGUUUCAUCUUCGGUCUUUCCUGAUCGGUGUGGGAGAUGGAACCAACGUUGAGCGACCACAACUGCAUUCUAAUUCGAGGAGGGAAAGUGGUGAACGAGGACUGCUCGGAGCUUGCCGACGUCUACAUUGAAGAUGGGCUCAUCCAGGGCGUGGGGCUCGACCUGCCGCUGCCGGCAGGGGCGAGAGUCAUCGAUGCCUCCGGCAAACUUGUCCUGCCCGGGGGCAUCGACACCCACACUCACAUGCAGUUCCCGUUCAUGGGCUUCCAAGCUGUCGAUGACUUUUAUCAUGGAACUAAGGCUGCUGUGGCAGGAGGUACCACUAUGAUAUUGGACUUUGUGAUCCCUAACAAAGGUGCCUCUUUAUUGGAAGCUUACGACAGAUGGAGAAGCUGGGCAGAUCCCAAAGUCUGUUGUGAUUACUCAUUCCAUGUGGCUGUAACUUGGUGGAAUGCAAAGGUGAAAGAAGAAAUGGAAAUUUUAGUCAAUGAGAGAGGUGUGAAUUCCUUCAAGAUGUUCAUGGCAUAUAAAGAUCUCUACAUGCUUCAGGAUGAUGAACUGUAUCCUGCUUUCUGUCAGUGUAAGAAGUUGGGAGCAAUUGCUCAGGUUCAUGCUGAAAACGGGCAUAUAAUAGCAGAGGGUGCAAAGCAAAUGCUUGCAAUGGGAAUUUCUGGGCCUGAAGGUCAUGAACUUUGUCGACCUGAAGCAGUGGAGGCUGAAGCCACACAAAGGGCAAUUACUAUAGCCAGUUGUGUUAACUGUCCCAUCUAUAUAGUUCAUGUAAUGAGUAAAUCUGCUGCUAAUGUGAUUGCCAGUGCACGGAGAGAAGGGAAGGUUGUCUUCGGAGAACCUAUUGCAGCCAGUCUAGGGACUGAUGGGACUUCAUACUGGGACAAAGACUGGCGCAAAGCUGCUGCUUAUGUCAUGGGACCUCCACUAAGACCUGACCCCACUACACCAGGAUACCUCAUGGACUUGCUGGCAAAUGAUGAUCUGACUGUGACAGGAACAGACAAUUGCACAUUCAAUGGCUGUCAAAAGGCCUUUGGAAAAGAUAAUUUUACAAAGAUUCCAAAUGGAGUGAAUGGUGUAGAAGACAGGAUGUCCAUCAUAUGGGAGAAAGGUGUGCACAGUGGUAAAAUGGAUGAGAAUAGGUUUGUGGCUGUGACCAGCACCAACGCAGCAAAGAUAUUUAACCUUUAUCCCAGGAAGGGGAAAAUAGCCAAAGGCUCAGAUGCUGAUAUUGUCAUUUGGGACCCACAUGCUGUCAGGACUAUUUCAGUCAAAACACAUCAUCAGGCUGUGGAUUUCAACAUCUUUGAAGGUAUGGUCUGCCAUGGGGUCCCUUUGGUUACCAUCUCACGAGGAAAGGUGGUGUUUGAUCGUGGAGUCCUACAUGUUGUGCCAGGGGAUGGAAAAUAUAUUCCACGAAAACCAUUUGCAGAAUAUGUCUUUAAGCGAAUCAAACAACGUGAUCAGGUUUGCCAGCCCAAGCCAGUACAGAGAGAGCCAUACUUGGGAGAAUUAGCACCAGAAUGUUCAGCUGCCACAUCCCAGUAAGGUAAAAGAGACUUGAAUAACCAAAGUUUACCCUGUCUGGUGAACCUGUUGGAGAGUCCUCUUAACUAGUAGAGAAGACACCGGGCUACAACAAUUGGCGGCAAGUCAUAUAUCAAGUUCUGAGCAGCCUGUGCAAUCCAAAGAUGCAUCAUUUAUCAAGAUUUUUAUCUGUGUAUCCACUGUGUUUUCAAAUUCUAUAAGUACUGAUCUGGGAAUCAUAUUGGCUUUGAGAAAUUAAUUGAAUGAUACUGGACUCAAAAGGGUUAAAUUAUGAAGCCAGAUUGCAUAGACUAGAAAUAUACUCAUUUCAGCAUGAAAGGAAUGGUUUAAUUGAUGUAUGAGAUGAUGAAAGGAUUGAUUGAAUACGUAGAAGUACUAUUUCCACUGGUGGGAGAAGGCAGAACAAGGAAUGCACCAUCCUACAAUUCGAACAAAGCCAUUUUGAGCUAUACCAAAUAACACUUCUUCGCACAGAUUAGAAAAACCUAGAAAUAUCUCCCUGUCCAUCCUUCCCUCUUCCCUCAUGCCUUAGAUCAAUUAAGUAUUUCAAAACCCUGAAUUUUUUAUAGGUGUUUUUCAGCAAGGGUAUCAACAAUCACAGAAUUGUGAUGGGUGAAUGGAGUUAAGGUGCAAGUCAGCUGUGACAUGUUUGAAUUGGCAUAAGGGACUUAAUGAUCUAAUUUUGUUUCUAUAUAAGUAUGUGAGCAAACUGACUGAUGCCAGAACUAACAUGGAUUUGAUAUAAUCUUGCACACUAGGUCCCACUUGGCAGACACUUAUGGAAGAGUUUGAGGGGAACUUAAGGUAUUGUUCUCCUCUCAGGACUUUGCUGGAGAAGAUGUUGCAGAUAGAACAUUUAGUGUUCGUCUUCUACUCUUCUUAAGAAGUGACCAGGGACUGAGGAUGAUGUGUUUCCACUUCAGAGUAAAUGUAUCCUUCUUAAAGGGGAGAGAGACAGAAAGCAGGAAACUACAGGGCAAUUACCUUAAUAUCAGUCACAGGGAAAAUGUUAGAACCUUUAUUUGAAGACUAUAUUCCAAGGCACUUGGAAAAAUUCAAGGUAAUCAGCAAAAUCAUACUUGACCAAUUUAUUGGUGUCCUUUGAAGAUGCAGUGUGCUAUGAAUAAAGUGAAUAGGUGAAUGUAAUAUACCUAAAUUUCCAGAAAACAUUUGAUAAGCUGCUGCAUCAAAGGUUACUGCAGAAAAUAAAAACUCGUGGUAUAUGUUGGUAUGGAUAGAAUACUGGCUGACUAACAAGAAAUGGAGAAUGGGCAAAAAUAGUCUGGUUUGUAAGAUAUAAUGAAUGGCAUUCUAGAGGGAUCAUUGCUGGGACUUAAUUUUUUUUUUACAAAUUGUAUAAAUGACCUGGAUGAAGGAACCAAAGCUAAGGUUGCUAAAUUUUCCAUCAUAUGCCUUGUAUUUAUCUGGGAUAAAUCACACCCAGGUAACCUGAAGUUUCUUUUACGUCAAAGAAGGCACAACGUAGUGCAAAAAAAAUUGCAGAAGUUGAAUAAAUGACUUUGAAAAUAAGUAGAUUGCAUAUCACAGAGAUAGCUACACUAACAUGUAAAUUGAGGUGUAAUGGGUCUUUUACACAGACCAGAAAAACCAGUUUUAUUUAAUUUUGAGCUUCUCUGACAUUAUUUGGCAAUAACUCUUUCAGACUAACAGCCUUUGUUAAUCCCAGAAGAUUUAUCUCCAGGUUGCAGCUGGCCAAGAAAUCAAGGGUUUUACAUGCUCAAAAAAAUGUUCUCAAUGUUUAGCCUUUACAUUUGCUUCCUUUAUCCCAAUAUACAGUACAGUGGGUAUGCAACUUUGUACAGUGCUUGAGAUCAAUUCCAUGAAGUGCUAUCUUUGUGCUUAUCUUGGUUCAUGGCCGUUAUCUACAUUUAUUUCAUGCAUGUCUAAGUGAGCAGGUGUUUAGUGUGAUAGAACAGGCUUACCUGAUAUAUUGCCAAAAUUAUACUUUGCCAACACAACAUCAAAACCAAGCUGAGGAUUAGUAAGUGAAUAGGUUCUUUUGAUGCAUUAAAUCAUGGUAAUAACACACUUUGGUUUUCAUAGAUUCAUGGAGUAAUAAAAGCAGAAUAGGACUUGUCAUGACUUGGUUUGAUUUAUCCCACACCCCAUUUGGGCUCUUACCUCAUCAAUUGACAAAAAAACAUGGUUUUGAAUUUUAGCCGAACAAACCAUCUUAGCUUACAAGUUUACUGCUUCAUUUACGAAAUCUGAUGUUCGGUCUUGUAAAGCAUUCAAUUCCUUUUUUAUAUACUUUAAAUCUCUCCUUUAAUCCUCUCUUCUUUUCAAAUAUUUUUCCAAUUCUCUUUUGAGCUUGACUGAAGAAUAUGCUGGCUUCAACCUACCAGGCCAUACAUUCCAGAUCACAGUCAUUCAUCUUAAAAAAAGGUUUCCUCUUUCAUAUUUGGUUCUUUUGUCAAUGCUCUUAAUCCUUAAGAUCUGGUUACCAAACCUUUUUCUUAGUUUUUCCUUAUUUAUGAUUUUGAACACCUCUAUCAAAUCUGCUCUCAACUUGCUUUGCUCAAAGGAAUACAACCUCAGCUAUCCAGUCUCCCAACAAACCCCGCCUCUUUCCUGGGGUAGCAUUCCUCUGUUAUUAUUAUUGCCAAGGAUCCCAUAACGUUUAAUUCGGUUGUACAGGUUUAACAUUUUUUCCUGUAUACUUCACUGUAGAGUUAAUCUAGCGGUUACAAGGAAAACUGGGACAUUCUUGUUUCAAUUUUCCAUUUAUAAAUAGGAAAAACUAUAAAGAUUGCUACUCAUGGACAUCAACUAUAAUUUAUUGAUAUCUGUAAUUAGUUUUGAAAAUUAGAUUUGAAGUCAGACUUCUCCAGUUGAUAAGUUGCAAAGGUUCAUUUGAGACUCGCAAAGAAUUUAAAUUCUGAUAGAUACCCACUUAUUCUAAUUGUUAAAUUUGUCAUCCAUAAGUUCCAAUAAUUUGCCUCAGUAAAACAUCUGUUUGAAAUCUUUUCUGAAUUGCCGUGUAAUUUAUUUUUAUUAUGCAAUCAAAAUUAUGAAUUGUUUUAGUAAUAAGAAAAAUUUAGAUGAAUAAACUUUUACUUGACCUGCA